Messenger RNA from Plectropomus leopardus (leopard coralgrouper), 2484 nucleotides. Its product is annotated as RILP-like protein 1. NCBI's taxonomy places the organism in Eukaryota, Metazoa, Chordata, Actinopteri, Perciformes, Serranidae. The record is from RefSeq and is a predicted model, not a curated record. Gene Ontology annotation, biological process: cilium assembly. Gene Ontology annotation, molecular function: dynein light intermediate chain binding; small GTPase binding; protein dimerization activity. Gene Ontology annotation, cellular component: ciliary basal body; cytoplasm.
UUCGCACUGUUCGGGACGUUGGUGAAGUUUAAACUGUCAACAAACCGAAACAAGUUUUCUUCAUGUCCACACCCGUCUCAGCUAACUUGUGUAAACUAGUUUUUCUACCGCCUAUGUGAGUCUAACGCACUCGGAGUGUCGGAGGAGAGACAGAUAUGUUUUAUGUCGGAGGUGUAAUUAUAAAUACAGCAGAGGACAGACAUGGAAACCUGCGCUGUGUCAGCGCUGGACAGACCCGCGGCGGAGCUGACGGUUAUGGAUGUGUACGACAUCGCGGCGGUGAUCGGACAGGAGUUUGAGCGGAUCAUCGACAGGUUUGGGUGCGAGUCUUUGGUCGGGGUGGUGCCCAAAGUGGUGCGGGUCCUGGAGCUGCUGGAGGCCCUGGUGAGCAGCGGAGCCGCCGGACAGGAGGCCGAGGAGCUGCGGAGGGAGCUGGAAAGACUGCGGCAGGAGCGGAGCGACAGAUGCGAGACUGAGAGGAAGCACCAGAAGGAGUUGGAGCUGGUGGAUGAUGUGUGGCGAGGAGAAGUCCAGGACCUACACUGUCAGAUCAGCCAGCUUCAGGCAGAGAAUAAGAGGCUGUUAGUGAGUCUCUCUCUCAAAGAGUCGCACAUCACAGAGGAAGACCUGCAGAAACAGGAAGGAAUGUCAGAGAAGGAGAGGCAGGUGAGGAAUAAGCUGAAAGAUUUGGUGGAUAAACAGAGGGAUGAAAUCCGCGCUAAAGACCACGAGCUGACUCUUAAGAACGAGGAUGUCGAGGCGCUCCAGAUGCAGCAGCAUCGGCUGAUAAGAAUCAACCAAGACCUCCGUCACAGGAUAGGAGUGAUGGAGUCUCAGGGCAAGGCGCUGAUCCAGCAGAGGGCUGAGCUGGAGGCUGCAGCCCAGGCACGGCAGCAGGAGCUGGGGGCUCUGCAGCUGGAGGUCACAAGGCUGAGAAAGGAGGUCCGCGGCUGGGAGCUGGAGAGAGAAGUCACUGAUAUAGAAGAAAACUUUCUUACCAGAUCUGGGGGGUCGCCAUCUGCAUCACCACAGACAACGUCCUCAGCGUCCAACUCCAUCAAACCAAAUUCGGUGUGGGCGGAGUGUGGAGGGGACCCUGGCUUCCUCGAAAACUGUUUUGAGGGUGACAAGAGUCCCUCCCCUCUCCCAAGGUCAUCAAGGAGAGAAAAUAAUGAGGAAGAGGGUGAUGAAGAUGAGGACACGACAGCAUUGGUACUGAGGGUCUCAGCUGAUGCACAGUCAGAGGAGGAGACAGACAGCCUGGAGAGGGAGUCAGACAAACCUCGCUUCACCCUUCAGGAGCUGCAGGACGUCUUGCAGGAGAAGAAUGAACUCAAGGCCCAAGUGUUCAUGUUACAGGAGGAGCUGGCAUAUUACAAAAGUGAGGACUUUGGGGAUGACGUCAGCUCCUUUGUUUGUCCUCCCUCUCCUCCACCAUGCUCCAGUUCCACUGAUCAGGCUGAAUCUGGUAUUAGACGCUUGAUCUUCACCGCCAUAAUGCCGAUGGUGGCAGCCGGUCUGAUUGCAGAUGACCCUACGUUGUUACCAAUCAGAAGACUUUCCUUUGUAUGACCCUGAGUUUUAAUUGUACAGUUGCUCUUACUGAAUUUCCCCACACCGUGUCAACACGGUUUGUCGAUGGACGGAUUUACAAGAAUAAGUUUAAUGUCUGUAUUAUUUAGUUAUUUAAAACAAAAUCUGUAUGGUGUUUAUACACUUGAAAGUGUGUCGAUGUCAUUACUGGGGUCAACUUUUACAAUACUUUUUAGCUAACCUGGGAAGAGCUUUAAUAUAAAUUCUAAAUGUGAGACGACUGGCCAUGCCUGGACCUCUUAUGUGUAUUUAUGACCUCUCAGGGUUCUGAGCUUUAAUAAGAUAUUAUCUGUCGAUGCAUUGCUAUAUAUUACAAUGAAAAAGCUGUGCUUAAAGGUGUAAUGCUGCUAUAAUGUCAAAUAACUUCGCACCCAGGUUUUUUUUUACUACAUUACUUGAUCCAAGUAUGAUUACUGCAUGCCCCAGUGUAUUAAUUGAGUUUUCAAGAACACUUUCAAGUUCCUUAGCAGUCUCUGAAUAAUGACAUUGUCUGUCAGGAAUGGGGCCAGCAGCUAUAAUGCCCAUAAAAGCUACAUCUUGUGUCAUUUAUAUUUAACUGAUGUUAAGAUGUAUCUCAAUCUGGUUUCAAGGUGCAGCAAAUGAGCAGGAUGAUCAAGUGCCUUUGUUUUCCACUAUGAGAAUGUUUUACAAAAUGUGCUUAGUUCUCUAAAUUAAUGAAAAGAGGAUAUUACAGUAAAUGUGCAGUCACUAUAGUGACACCACACUCUAUGGUGUACACCAGUAUAAUCUUACUGGUAAAACACCAGUAUGAUCAGUACACCUAUUCCAAGAACAAUGAGUACUGUAAAAACAUGAUAUAACCAAUAUGUGCUGGGUUGCGUCUGUAAAAUAAUGCUUGUUCAGAAUAAAGAAAUAAAGUUUUAUUUUUAA